GCACUCUGGGAAUAGCAGUUCAUGCCACAUCACAUGACAUUUGCAGUUUUUCGAUUUCGGUCAUCGACGGUAUCGGAGAUGGUUUUCAACCUUGUGAUGGGGCUUUAUAGAUAAGGACUUCACAAAAUAAUACAUUUGUUUCGUCGUUGGAAGCCACGAAUAACUUUCACUUGGCUUUACGCCAUGGACGCCAGAAACGAUGCAUUGACAUUACAUUUUGGACUACGUGAUAUUAGCUAGCUAGAUAACUUGCUAAAUUAGCUCCCGUUGACUUGUAAUCUAAAUGAGAGAAAGGUCUGAUGCUACCUAGCCAAUUUUUAUGAAAAUCUCGUCGUUAUGUGUAGUUAGCUGACUUGCUGUUGUUGGCUAGCAAUGCUAGGGGCUAGCUAGCAAACACAGACAUACAAUGGUGUGCAGCUAACGUUAGAGAUGCGUGGAGCUUGCUCGAACUUGCUUGGUCUAACUUACUCAAAAUGCUCCGUUAUUUAGUAGGUAGCUAAGUUACUUGCAGAAAACAUUUAUAUUGCUUGCUUGUUAGCUACCUAGCUUUCUACUGCAGUUUUCAAACAAGAUAGCUAACGUUAGCAAGGAUGAACUACUUCCUUGAAGUCUAUAGUUACUCAUCUUGGGAUAUUUUAGUUUAGCCUCCAUCACUAACCACGAUAUUACUGACCAGAUAAGAGGCUAACAUUGCAUAGAGUUACUUGUUCAGUGGUUGAACUUGUUGACAAGACUUGCUCUCAUUGCUAAUAUAGCUGGAUCCAUAACUCAUUUAGAUGGCAAACGUUAGCUAACGUAAUUGUCUUGAAUGACGGGGACUUAAUUCAAAAGCGCAUCAGACCAUGUUUUUGUGCUGGUCUUACUUUCAAGAGACAAUUGUCAUUAGUUAAAUAAAUAGCUAGCCAGCUAUUUAAGUCAGUUGCUGAGGAUGACUGACCCAGAAAGUCCCCUUUCAAAUUCUGUUUUGGGAGACUUUCAGUGGCUUUGCAUGGUAACACUGUUCAUUGCAUCCAGCAUUACAUUGAUACUGUAUCUAAUACAGUAUUUUUACGACGAUCUACGGAUACAGAAGCCUGAGCAAAACAAUGCGGUUUCGGAGGAAGCGGACGCUCUGUUGGGAUGGGCGCUGUCACUGAAAAGCUGGAAAAGUCAAUGGAGAGUUGCUUGGUGCAGAGCGUUGAAUGACGAAUCGAGGAAGUCUGGGAGCCCAGUGCAACUAACAUUUGAAGAGGAGAGCCUUCAGUCAUCAGAGCUGGUGGUUGGCCAAGUUUCCAGCUUUAAAAAAUCUGCUGGUCAGAAGGCUGCACAAUGCAAGGUUGUCGGGGACAAGCUUCAGUUCUCCCUCAGUGCAUCACCAUCAGCUAUGUCUCCAGGAGAGCCCUGUAGGUACAGCGUGAAGAUAUCGACACUUGAACUGCAGUUGGACUUGCAGAUAAGGGAGGCUGAAGGAGAGGUCUGGGUGGGCUGGGGGGUGUCCCAUCUGGAGACAUGGGACCUGCAGCUCAGCCCCAGCUUCACACAGGACAAUGCCACAGGCCCAAGUGUGGCUGCAGUAAAGGACGUGCUGAGACAGCUGCUGUGUGUGGUGCGUCCCUCCGUGAUGCUGAGUUGCAGGCCUGCUCAGGCCACAGAGGUCAAGGAGGCCUGUAAGCAGGUGACAUCACCGCCCAAGCCCCCCCGCGCUCACGACUGGAAGCUGCUGGUGAAGAAUAUCCGGGUGACAUGUAAGGAGCAGGAGGACGGUGCUGCAGGCAGUAUGAAUCCCCUGUGUGUGCUGCAGCUAGACGACCCUCCACAGAAACUCUCCACUUCAGUCCUACAAAACACAGCCAGCCCAGCCUGGGACCAGCCCUUCAUCUUUGAGCUGAAUGGACGAUCAAAAGAGCUCAAUAUUCAGCUGCUGGAUGAUGGGAAACCUCAGGAGAACUCCUUAAUGGGUCAAGUGUCUGUGCCUUUUCAUCUGGUGAAGAAGCAACCCAAAGGACAGCAAAAAUUUGCCCUCAUAUCCAAAGACCAAGUGACUGGGUCACUUACUGCUGAGUUUACCUACUUGGAACCUAGCGAGGUGCGGUCGUGGCAGCCCCCUACUCCAGCCCUCACUAAGAGAGUGGAAAUGGACCGCACGGUCAUGCCCUGCGGUACUGUGGUCACCACAAUCACUGCAGUGAAGAGUAAACCAGCUCGACCACUACUGCCUGGACUGAACAAAAAUCCCACCCAGCAGACCCCCUUGAAGCCUCCCAGCGGCACCAAGUCCAAGCUGUCGUCUCGGAGGGUGUCAGAGCAGCCAUCCAUGCUGGGGACGAUGGGGAGUAAGGCCCUGUCCUCCUCCGACACAGAGCUGCUUAUGCUCAAUGGGUCCGAUCCCGUGGCAGAGGCCGCCAUCCGCCAGCUCCACGAGUCAGCCAAGCAGAAGCUCAAGUCCCCGGUCAAGAAGAGCACCAUCAUCAUCUCAGGAGUGGCCAAGACCCCUCUUUCUCAGGAUGAUGAGAUGGCAUUGAUGGUGGGCUACGCUGCUGCGAUGGAUGCCUCCAUGUCGGAGCAGGGUUCUCAGGAGAUUUCUGUGGCGACUGCUUCAGUAGUAGGAGCCAGUAGCAACCUCCCGGAGGCGUGGUCAGAACCCCAGGAGGGCCCCAGUGGAGUUGUCCAGGCUCAAGCCCAGCAGGCCCCGGAGGACUGGGAGAGCCAAGCAGUAGAGGACCCAGACAGAGAUGCAGAUAAAACCUCCAUGUCCCUCUGCAUCUCAGAGUCAGGCUCCAAAAAGAGCAGGGAGGAUACCAUUGCUAACCAGAAAUGUUUUCCUGAAGAGAGGCGGCUUCCUACAAAAGAGUGCCAAGCUGUUCUUCCGCCGGCGCCGCCAGUGCAAGGACCCGGGUAUGAGCCAGUCGCACAACGACCUGGUGUACCUGGAGCAACCUGUGACGGUGGACCGAGAGAAACGCACAGCCACUUUCAGCCGGAUGUUGAACCGCAAGCUGCUGCCCAAGAGCAAGAGCAAAGCCAACGGCUCCACAACCCAGACAUCCACUCCCACCCUGGAGGAACAACACGCAGCCUGACUCUCCCUCCAAUAGUUCUGGAGCCCCCCACACCACCUCUAACCCCUUCUUUAGUCCUCCAGCCCCCCACGCCGCCACUCCUACUACCUCUAACCCCUUCUUUAGUCUUCCAGCCCCCCACUCAACCACCCCUACCACCCACUUCUUCCCCUCAUCUAGUCCUCCAGCCCCCCACUCAACCACCCCUACCACCCACUUCUUCUCCUCAUCUAGUCCUCCAGCCCCCCACUCAACCACCCCUACCACCCACUUCUUCUCCUCAUCUAGUCCUCCAGCCCCCCACUCAACCACCCCUACCACCCACUUCUUCUCCUCAUCUAGUCCUCCAGCCCCCCACUCAACCACCCCUACCACCCACUUCUUCUCCUCAUCUAGUCCUCCAGCCCCCCACUCCACCACCCCUACCACCCGCUUCUUCCCCUCUAGUCCUUCAGCCCCCCACUCCACCACCCCUACCACCCGCUUCUUCCCCUCCUCUAGUCCUCCAGCCCCCCACUCCACCACCCGCUUCUUCCCCUCCUCUAGUCCUCCAGCCCCCCACUACACCACCCUUACCACCCGCUUCUUCCCCUCCUCUAGUCCUCCAGCCCCCCACUACACCACCCUUACCACCUGCUUCUUCCCCUCCUCUAGUCCUCCAGCCCCCCACUCCACCACCCUUACCACCUGCUUCUUCCCCUCCUCUAGUCCUCCAGCCCCCCACUCCAACACUCUUACCACCUGCUUCUUCCCCUCCUCUAGUCCUCCAGCCCCCCACUCCACCACCCCUACCACUCGCUUCUUCCCCUCUAGUCCUCCAGCUCCCCAUGCCGCCUCCACCCCUACCACCUUGCACUGACUGAGAGAUCCCACUUCCCGAUCCGUGAAUUAUACACUACUGGUUGGGAAAACUUUGUGUUUAUCUCCCUUCCUCCUGCUCUUCCUUCACCCUCACCUUUUUUUGAAGAAGAAAUAUUUGACAGGAAGUAUAUCUGUUUGGGUGACGCUAAUUUGAAUAACUUUCACCUUCAUGCCAUUUCAUGAGAUCAUUUUUUUGUUUGAUUUAAAUUUACCGUUUUUUGCAUCAUUAUUGAAACAUUCUGUAUUUCUGGCCUUCUAAACCAUGAGAAGAACUACUGGUGGCCAACCUGGACCCUUGUCCAAUCAGAGGGUAGUAAGGGCAACCUGAUGGGAUCUAAUGGAAGGUGGACCAAAGGAGUGAAGAAUGGUGUUGACAACUCCACCAAUAUCAUAUUUUUUGCCCUCAGAACAGCCUCAAUUCGUCGGGACAUGGACUCUGCAAGGUGUCGAAAGCGUUCCACAGGGAUGCUGGCCUGUGGUUACUCCAUUGCUUCCCACAGUUGUCAAGUUGGCUGGAUGUUCUUUGGGUGGUUGAGCAUUCUUGAUACACACAGGAAACCUUUGAACAAGAAACACCCAGCAGCGUUGCAGUUCUUGACACAAACCGGUGCGUAUGGCACCUACUACGAUACCCCGUUCAAAGGCACUUAAGUGUUUCGUCUUGCCCAUUCACCUUCUGAAUAGCACACAUACACAAUGCAUGUCUCAAUUGUCUCAAAGCUUAAAAAUCCUUCUUUAACUGCUCUCUGCUUCUUCGUCUAAACUGAUUGAAUUAGAUUUAACAAGUGAUAGAAAUAAGGGUUCAUAGCUUUCAACUUGAUUCACCUGGUCAGUCUGUCAUGGAAAGAGCAUAUUCCUAUUGUUUCUUCAGUCAGUGUAUAGAAGCAGCUUGUGUACUGUAGCCAAUAUGUGAUUGAGAUAGGUGUUUGAUGUGUUGUCAAGGGAACCAGUCUGUUCCACUGUAAGGUUGAUACUAGUGGAAGAUGAUAAAGCCUAACAUUGUAAUACAAGACAUCUAAAAUAAAUUCACAUACAAACCUCAGAGCUACUGUGAAAAUCAUAUGCUAGACUAAAUAUUUCAGACAUAACAGUUAUGACAGUUCUGUAAAUAACACACCGAAAGAGGUAAAUGUCAUUCAUACGUUAUCUGACAUUGAAACAAUUUUGGGAAGACCAAAAUUUGUUUUUAAUAUAUAGUUCAUUGAGUUUUGUAUUGUCCACUAUAAACACUAUUUCAAAACAGUGCAGCGACAUCAUGGAGAAGAUGAAUUUAUUUUUUAUAUAUUAACAUUUUUGAAUUUUUUUGUAUUAUCACUUUUCUUUUAUAAGCUAUUGCAGUGUUAUAAAAUGAUAUGCCGUUUCCUGUGAUCUUCUGACCUAAAGAUGCCCUCUUUACACUACAACUCUGUCUGGGGUUGGUGAAGUGGUAACUAGAACCCCAAUGAUCUCAUAUGCUGAGCGAGGGAAAGAAAGUGAUACUACCCCCAAGGCAUACUUAUUGCAGUGUUGAUGCACACAUGCAUUUCCACUGAAUUACUUGUGUUUUUGCUGUUUUUUGUUUUAAAAAUGACAUGUAUCGGAGCUUUAAACAUUAUCUUAACUGAAAGGGUGAUGAGGAAAGUUUGGGAAAUCUGAAUGGUUUCACUGCUUUGGGCUUUUACUUAGCUAAUGAUUGUACUGUUAUUUUUCUUAAACCGGUAAAUUAAAUGAAUGUUGUCUUCGAGAUGAAUUCCCUUUUGUUAACUACUGUUUUUCUUCUCAGCAAAUGAACCUCCUGAGAGGACUGCUAUACUCUUACUGACAUGAUGGCAGUACUCAAGAUGGACAUAGUAGUCAGAUGCCCUACUGUUUAAAAUACUUUUGAAAAGACAGGAGAACAGUUAUUCUACUAGUGUAGUAGUGACAAAUUGUAGUGGUAGGGUUUACCUCUUGGAAAUGGUCAAUUUUCAGGUAUGAACAAUCUUAGAAUGACCUGGGGCCUGUGUGACCCUGGCCUUGCUAUCCCUGGCUGUGCUUUCCAUGCCUAUCAGCUGGUGUUUUCAGAGGACUCGUGAAUGUUGCUAUAUGGCUUGAAAGGCUUUGAGAUGAGAGAGGGGCCAGUUCGAUUUCUCCCUCUCAACAACCCAUAUUAAAACGGAAUAAUCAAGGAGCCCUGAUUUUAAAAAUAAAUUUAAAAAAAAUAAAAUCAUAUCCAGGUAUGACUGACUGAUUACACUGGGGCAUCUGGUUGCUGGAAAAAAAUGCAUGCCAUUUAUGUUGAUCUAGAACAACCACAUUAAUGAAGUUAUCUCCUGCAUGUACUGUAUGGGUUAUAUUUGAAGUGGUGGACCGUAGGGCAGUUUGGGCAAAUGCCAGAUGGCCUGGUUUGUUUUUUUGAUCUUGCAGAUUGAGGCGUUUGCUGAUGCCCGAAGUCAUCUAAAAACCAUGUAAAAAGAAUGUGGGAAGUUUUAACCAUGCUAACUUGUUUCUUAGCCUAUAACAUGGCAACUGACAAGUGCAAGAUUAUGCAUUUCAAUAGGCAGUGGGCCUGUGUUUGAUCAAACUGCUUCCUGCCAUUUAAUAUUGGCAUUGGCUCUGAAAUGCACAGAACCUGGUUGACUGCUUAUAUUGAGUGUCAGUCAAUGCCAUGCAGGGAUUAUGACUAAUUAUUGACAUAUCAGGUUUAUCAUCUUGAGCAAUAAAUAUUGUCUGAAUAACCA
Oncorhynchus kisutch (coho salmon) is the source of this 6598-nucleotide messenger RNA. Its product is annotated as C2 domain-containing protein 2. NCBI's taxonomy places the organism in Eukaryota, Metazoa, Chordata, Actinopteri, Salmoniformes, Salmonidae. The transcript has 14 exons. Bases 929 to 3901 code for a protein of 990 amino acids. The record is from RefSeq and is a predicted model, not a curated record.